GAUUGCAUGACUUGUGUGACGGAAGGGAGGCUGACAUCGUCACGGACCAAGGCCGGGGCAGCAGACCUGGGAUUGUGGGGCCCUGUCCAGAGUGGGCUUUGCAGAGCUACAUGUGCCUCGCAACCGUCUCCCUAGGCACGACGUUGUGCCUACCCCUCACCUCAGUUCACGUCACGGAUCCUCGAUUAUAACACCCCUUCGCACUUUUAACGCGGAUAUAACCCUAUCUCAUGUGCGAUGAAACGCAGAUUUUCCCCCACCCCUUGGGUUCUGCGAGGUUCGUCCACCCUCAUGCACAUUGUCGCAAAAUUUAUCGGCUCUCCAUUGCAUUGUUCAAAACAUUGCUGGGUCGUGACCGUGUCAGCAGCGUUGUGAAGGCUCAAAAAUCCUCGCUGUCUUUGGUAUCCAUUCAACCGAUUCUGAGCCCCAUAGAUCCACCUGAAUGCGCUCUCUGUCUGUGUGUCUGUCUGUCUCUCUCGUUCAACGCUUCGAAACUCGACUUAUAUUCGUAUCAUUGCAUCUCACGUUCGGUGGAAACCCUCUCCUCCGGUACAUUCGAUGAAUUCGGAGUCUACAUUUCGCUGUUCUAGCACCACGAGCCCCUCGAGAUUGUACAAUAAUUUCAACCUCAGUGCUAAAGCGCAAGCAAUCGACAUUGUCCGGACGAGUGGAUUGUUGUCGUUGACGUAAGAGACACCCAACCAGACUUUGAGGGAGUACUUCUCGAAGUAACCCCAGCUGUACGCAAUUCUGCUUUGAUGUUGAUCUCCGGAGAGUUUUCGACUCUCAGAUUCUAGCAUCGGCCUUCGAGACCACAAUACUAUGCCUGGCUUGUUUUUCCGAAGGGUUUCAUGUUGUCUUCAUAACCAGCUCCAGCGGAGGAGAGGAGUUGCAACAGGAGGGGAUUGUUUGCAUCUGAGGUUCUAAACACGAAUUUCAGCUCCUCUCGUGACGCUAGUGAUGAUUUGGGGCACCAUUUGCUUGAGUGAUGCAGUCGUCGUGCGCGAAGGAACCUGUGAAUUGCUGGUCGGUGUCAUCUGCGUUGGAUAUGGAGAAGAUAAAGAAUCUAAACCAAUGUUAGGGUCUCUUGUCAGCGCAGAAAAGAUCAACCUUUCACUGAGGAGUUGUAACCUCUCGAAGCGCUCAAGGUAUGGAUAGGCCAAAUCAAGCGAUGCUCUUGUUUACGAUGCUGCUGGUCUUGGGACCAUGCAGUGUGGUUGGACUCAGAAGCGACAUGGCUGCUCUCCUGGCAUUCAAAAAGGGGAUAGUCAUCGAAACUCCAGGGCUGUUGGCGGAUUGGGUGGAGUCGGAUACCUCUCCCUGCAAGUGGUUCGGCGUGCAGUGUAAUCUAUACAACGAAGUUGUUCAGCUCUCUCUACCGAAUGUCGUCAGGGCUGGAACCAUAUCUGCACAGCUCUUCACCAUCUCUUCCUUGCAGCACCUAGACCUAAACUCUAACCAACUAACAGGCUCAUUGCCUCUCUCUUUCUUUAGCCUUGUCAAUUUAGAUUAUAUCGACUUAAGCUAUAACGCCAUCUCAGGUUCCCUUCCUCCUGAGAUACACAACCUGAAGAAGCUUCGGGUGUUAAAUCUGAGCAGCAACUCAUUCUCUGGUUUCAUUCCUCAACAGAUUGGUGGUUUGGUUUCCCUUGACCACCUCGACCUCAGCACCAACUCUUUCUCUAAUGUUGUUCCUCCUCAAGUUGCAGACCUUGUGAACCUGCAGUACCUGGAUCUUAGCAGCAACGCUCUCUCAGGGGAGAUUCCAGCCAUGUCGUCUUUAUCAAAGCUUCAGCGCCUUGAUGUUAGUGGGAAUCUGUUCGCUGGUUAUAUUUCCCCCUUGCUGUCCAGUCUGUCCAACUUAUCUUACGUAGACUUGAGUAACAAUUCCCUCACCGGCACCAUUCCUAUUGAAAUAUGGAACAUGAGAUCGUUGGUUGAGCUGGACCUUGGAGCUAACCCUCUAACGGGGAGCCUUCCGAAGGAGAUUGGGAACUUGGUCAAUUUGCGCAGCAUAUUCUUGGGCUCUAGCAAACUCACAGGAACCAUUCCUUCAGAAAUUUCGUUGCUGGUUAACUUACAGAAGCUUGAUCUAGGCGGGAGCACGUUGUCUGGGCCCAUACCCGACUCCAUUGGAAACUUGAAGAAUUUGGUGACAUUGAACCUGCCGAGCGCUGGCUUGAAUGGCUCCAUUCCUGCAUCUCUGGGCGGUUGCCAAAAACUUCAGGUUAUUGAUCUUGCCUUCAACUCACUAACUGGCCCAAUUCCUGACGAGCUUGCUGCUCUUGAGAAUGUCCUCUCUAUUUCACUGGAGGGAAACCAGCUGACCGGUCCUCUACCAGCAUGGUUCAGCAACUGGAGAAACGUCUCCUCUCUUCUUCUGGGAACAAACCGCUUUACUGGAACCAUCCCUCCUCAGCUUGGAAAUUGCCCAAACCUGAAGAACCUUGCUCUGGACAACAACCUCUUGUCAGGUCCUAUCCCUGCCGAGCUUUGCAAUGCUCCUGUGUUGGAGAGCAUCUCAUUGAAUGUCAACAACUUAAAGGGGGAUAUCACCAGCACUUUUGCGGCUUGCAAAACUGUACAAGAAAUCGACGUGAGCUCAAACCAGCUGUCUGGGCCAAUACCCACGUAUUUUGCUGCUCUUCCCGAUUUGAUCAUACUCUCGUUGACUGGGAACUUGUUCUCUGGUAAUUUGCCCGAUCAGCUAUGGAGCUCAACGACACUGCUUCAAAUUCAAGUGGGGUCCAACAAUCUCACUGGGACCCUCUCUGCGUUGGUUGGACAGCUCAUCUCUCUCCAAUUUUUAGUCCUGGAUAAGAACGGAUUCGUGGGGCCUAUCCCCCCAGAAAUCGGACAAUUAUCCAACCUGACCGUCUUCUCUGCACAAGGCAACCGAUUCAGCGGAAAUAUUCCUGUUGAAAUUUGCAAGUGCGCCCAGCUGACGACUCUCAACCUUGGCAGCAACGCAUUAACCGGCAACAUCCCACACCAGAUCGGGGAGCUUGUCAAUCUUGACUACCUGGUUCUGUCGCACAACCAGCUCACAGGCAACAUUCCCGUCGAGCUUUGUGAUGAUUUUCAGGUGGUUCCCAUGCCCACUUCCGCUUUUGUUCAACAUCACGGCACGUUGGACCUCUCAUGGAACAAGCUCAACGGAAGCAUCCCACCCGCUCUCGCUCAGUGUCAAAUGCUCGUGGAGCUGCUCUUGGCGGGUAACCAGUUUACAGGGACCAUACCUGCAGUGUUUUCUGGGCUCACGAAUCUCACAACUUUAGAUCUCUCAAGCAAUUUUCUCAGCGGCACCAUUCCACCCCAGUUGGGCGAUUCUCAAACCAUCCAGGGACUGAAUUUGGCCUUCAACAAUCUCACAGGCCACAUCCCUGAAGACCUCGGCAACAUUGCCAGCCUUGUGAAACUAAAUCUAACAGGAAACAACCUCACUGGGCCGAUCCCUGCAACCAUCGGUAACUUGACGGGCAUGUCUCACUUGGACGUGAGUGGUAACCAGCUCAGUGGCGACAUACCGGCAGCUUUGGCUAAUCUCGUGUCAAUCGUGGGCUUGAACGUGGCGAGAAAUCGUUUGACAGGCAGCAUUGCCGGGCUGCUAUCGGAGAGCACAGUGUGGCACCAAGUACAAUAUCUGAAUCUGAGCUUCAACACUUUAUCAGGAUCUCUACCUGUUGAAAUUGGAAACCUAACGGGUUUAUCCAUCCUUGAUCUUCGAGAGAAUGCUUUCACAGGGCACAUUCCGGGCGCUGUCUCGGGGUUGACACAGCUGAGCUACUUGGACCUCUCAUAUAACCAGCUGGUGGGGUUAUUUCCUGCUGAGCUUUGCACACUGAAGGAGAUUAAGUUUCUCAAUAUGUCGUAUAAUCAGAUUGGAGGGCUCGUUCCGCACACUGGCAGUUGCAUAAACUUUACGGCAUCAUCCUUCAUUUCAAAUGCGAGGAGCAUUUGUGGAGAAGUGGUGAGAACGGAGUGUCCAGCAGAGAUCCGACACGCGAAAUCAUCAGGAGGACUAAGCACAGGAGCCAUUCUGGGACUCACAAUUGGCUGCACCAUAACUUUCUUGAGUGUGGUUUUUGUGUUCCUGAGGUGGCGUCUGCUCAAACAAGAAGCCAUCGCGAAGACGAAGGAUCUGGAGAGAAUGAAGCUGACUAUGGUCAUGGAGGCUGGGGCGUGCAUGGUAAUUCCAAAGUCGAAGGAGCCUCUGAGCAUCAAUGUGGCCAUGUUCGAGCAGCCUCUGCUGCGCCUCACAUUAGCCGAUAUUCUCCUCGCGACGAACAACUUCUGCAAGACGAACAUCAUCGGUGACGGAGGCUUUGGCACAGUGUACAAAGCAGUUUUGCCAGACACCAAGAGGAUCGUUGCCAUUAAGAAACUGGGUGCGUCUCGUAGCCAAGGCAACCGGGAGUUUCUUGCGGAGAUGGAGACAUUGGGCAAAGUGAAGCAUAGAAACUUGGUACCAUUGCUCGGGUACUGCUCUUUCGGAGAGGAGAAGCUGCUUGUGUACGAGUACAUGGUGAAUGGAAGCCUAGACCUAUAUCUUCGAAACAGAGCUGAUGCGGUUGAGCAUCUUGACUGGGCCAAGCGUUUUAAGAUAGCCAUGGGCUCAGCGAGAGGUUUGAACUUCCUUCACCACGGCUUCAUUCCGCACAUUAUUCACAGAGACAUCAAAGCGAGCAACGUUCUUCUCGACGCCGACUUUGAGCCCCGAGUUGCAGACUUUGGCCUCGCAAGGUUGAUUAGUGCUUACGAGACCCAUGUGAGCACGAGUCUGGCAGGCACCUGUGGGUACAUUCCUCCAGAAUACGGGCAGAGUUGGCGGUCCACCACGCGAGGAGAUGUAUACAGUUACGGAGUGAUACUUCUGGAGCUACUCACUGGGAAGGAACCCACUGGGUCUGAUGUUAAGGAUUACCAUGAGGGCGGCAACUUGGUGCAAUGGGCUCGGCAGAUGAUCAAAGCUGGAAACGCAGCCGAUGUGUUGGAUCCCAUUGUGUCAGAUGGGCCGUGGAAGUGCAAAAUGCUCAAAGUGUUGCAUAUUGCGAACAUGUGCACUGCGGAGGAUCCUGUCAAGCGGCCCAGCAUGCUGCAAGUGGUGAAACUCUUAAAGGACGUCGAGAUGUCAUCACAGCUUUCUACACACGACGAUGCUCAGUAAUCGGCAAGUGAUGCAGAUAAAUCCACUCAUGCCCAGUUCAAGCUCGUCGUGACACCCUACGCUGAUCUCAAACUCACAUCGAUGUUGUUUACACGACAGGCAUUUAAAGACCUCACAGGGUGGGGGAACCUCAACUCGAAUUUCUUCAGCAACAGACCAGACUCGCGAAUCUCAAACUCCAUGUCACUAAUUAGGUAGGAUGUAAACCAUUCUUAAGGUUAGUUCAAGGCAACCUUGCACUCCUCUUCAUUACUAUAACACAGCCCAUUCCCCGAGCAAUGUAUCAUACAUAGUAGAAUAUUCUAGAUAGUUAGUUAGCUAGUUGUCGAAGCUUCAUCCGAUUGCUUGUCAACAUUCUUGCGCUGCUCAUCGUUACCAUGGUGUUGAGGAGUCAGUCCCACCGACACCCACAUUCUUGCCUUAUCUUAGUCCAGUUCUUGUGGCACUAUUGCAGCUACUGUGUCUCCUUUGUCUGCACACUACAAAAUUCCACAUUAGCAUUAUUGAUAUCACCCAUGUGAGUCAAUUUGCAUGAUGUUCAAAUUCACCUUGAAUGCCUCGCACUUUUAUCAUGUUUCAACUU
Molecule: messenger RNA, 5750 nt
Organism: Physcomitrium patens
Lineage: Eukaryota; Viridiplantae; Streptophyta; Bryopsida; Funariales; Funariaceae
Biological process (GO): protein phosphorylation
Molecular function (GO): ATP binding; protein kinase activity; receptor serine/threonine kinase binding
Source: RefSeq, a predicted model, not a curated record